UUAAUCGUAGUAAAAGUCUUAAGAAAUAAGAUAUGAAUAUAAAAAAGUUGUAAUGUAAUUAUUUGCCAUCAACUAUAGCAUAGUUUUUAUAAAUCAUUUUGGAGUUAGUGAUAUUUGCAAGUGACUUAAACAGUUUAUUUAAAAUGUUACUUUAAUGACUCUUGGGUCUUUCUCCACCUCCACCCUUCACGUUCUCAACUCAUAACAAAACGUCGCCAAAUUCCUUUGGUUUUCGUUGUCUGUAUUGAGUAAAUUUAAGGGACACACUACAGGAUCAAAUCGGACGAAGCUAUAACAAUAUAACCAUAUAGCCGACAAGCAGAAGUUUGAGAUGAGAAAUAAGAAAGAAACUUAAUCCCGAGGGAUGUAAAAGACUGAAAAGGAGAGCGAAGAUACAAGGAGGGCGCGUAACGGGACAGCCCGGAAAAGAUUUGUUGUAAACCCAAGGAAAACCAUGGGAACGUGUGGUUACUGACGAAUAACUACCAACGCAACACAUUUCUUCAAGGACAGAUAGAGGCCUUGUGCCACACAUAUUUUAGGGAAAUUGGGAAUGGAUGGAGAGAAAGAAAAAGAACGGGAGAGAGGAGAUGAAAAAGAGUGUGAUGAGGCAGAGGAGGAUGCAGAGGGGGCAAGUUUGGUCUGGCAAGAGACAUACCCAGAUGAUGACCUAGGCUUACCCAUAAUGCACUGGGAGGAUCUUGGUCUUCGCAUUGCUGAACUUGAGAAGCAGCAGGAGGAGAGAAGACACAGGGAAAAGGAUUUAGACAGGCUGACAGUACAAUGGCCAGAAAUCAGGGGGCUGAGCAGUCACAGGGAGACUUAUGACGACAUGGGGGAUGAUUGCAACAGUCGUCUGACUGCUCUAACGUCAAGGCUUCAGAGCCAAAUGAAUCUACAGCUCUGUUUCAUCAACAACAGUGAAAGUGAGGAGGAAGAAGAGGAAAUGGAGGCAAAGAAAGAGGUGCCAAAACAAUCCAGUAAGAGUGGAAACAAGCAGAGGUUAGAAAGGCAGCAAGGUUCCAACUCUACAUCAACUAAGAAAACCAAAUCAAGAGGAUUCAAGAAUGAUGUCAGAGCGGCACUCAGUGUGCUCAAACACAAGUUCAGCCUGGAGCAAAAACAGACCAUACCUCCCAGUGAGGCUGUCAGAGACAGGAAGCAACAUGAGCGAAGUGACUUGAAGAACUUGAGCUUGAAGAAGUUGAAAGCAUUAAGGACCUCACAAAGCAAAGACAUUCAAGACCUCAGUUCAGAGCUGGUGGCUCGACUUCUCACAAGGGACCAGCUGAGGACAGAGCAGGAUGCCCUGCUACUGGAGGUACAAGAUAUGACAUCACUCUGAUGUACAGUCAGAAGGAGAAAAAAUAAAAGGACAUUCGUGUACAAGACCUGCAAACUGUCCAUGAGCUACCUAAACUAAUAGACUUCGUUGUGAAAAGCAACAAUGCUCGAAAAACACACGACAGAAGACUUGUGGUUUGAAUUUUUAUUCAAUUUUUUUGCUGUGUGAAGGCACAGAUGAGACAGGGAGAACUAUUCCAAAUCGAAUUGUUGUUUUUAAACAAUAAUUGUCCUUUUUACGACUUUACACAUUUUUUGUAGUCACAGUUUAUUUGAUUGUUUGUUGAAGCUGUAGUUUAAAGCGGCCAUAACACACUGGGUUUCUGCCAAUCUCAUUAAUCUUGCUCUCAAACAUAAUUUAGUUUGAUCACAUCUAUAAAAGAUAGAUACAGCUCUACGAUUACUCCCGAAAUCAUGUGCGGGGGGAGGGUAGGCUGAACUAAAGCAAAGCUGAACAGAACACAGACAUCAGUCUCACUCACAGCAUGCGGUUCUUGUCCGGCAUCUUUAAGCACGUGGACGGCUCCAUGUAUCAGUUUCAAACGAUCUCCAAAUCCAGCGUUAUAUCCACCGUUUAUAUAACAUUCAUCACCCAAAUGCAGUGAACAAACAAACACCUGAACUUUGCGAUCAUAUGCUCUCUCUCCUCCACACAAUUUCAAUUCAAGUUUAUUUAUAUAGCGCUUUUCACAAUGUGCAUUGUUCCAAAGCAGCUUUACAGGGGCAAACAGGAAAAACACAGCACAGUACAUGGUGUUUAUAGAACAAGCAAGAUCAUUCUAAUAAAUAAUAUCUAAUUAAUAAAUAAUAACUAACUAUUUAAUAAAUCAAUGCAGUCUCCCGGUGAGCAAGCAAACACUGCCCUGCUGUGGCGAGGAACCCAAAACUCCAAUGAUUGAUUAAUGGAGAAAAAAAAGCGGGAGAAACGAGGCUCAGCCGGGAGGGCCAGAUCCCCUCUGACGUGUCAUAGCUGCACUCAGUGACCCCGACCGAAAGCCACCGAGCAAGUGAAAGUGACGUCUGGGCAUGCUCCUUCACAUGCUCUGGGCGUGCUGCAUGCUUUCCCGACAGAAUUGUCCAAUACGGGACUAAGAAAGUUGUUACAAAAGUUGUUUUAUAUGAUCGAAAAAAACUUUCAGAAACCUGUAAGAUCACUGGGGGAGUGUAUCCAGCACAGAAAUACUACUUAAUACGCCCAACUCUUUUUUUGACAAGUUGACCAUGUUAAGCAUGAUAACACGGCACAUUUAACAUUGUAAAAAAAGUCAGAAUGCAUGACACAUCAUUUCAGCACCCCUUUAAUUAAUAGCAGUUAACAUUAGCACAAUUAUUAUGUCAAACAGAUUAAUUUACAGUUACAGCACUAUAUCGCUGAUGUAAACCUGAAACCUUGAUUCCCCAAAUUUCGUGAUUUUUUUUGCCAUAAACCAUUAUUAUUGGUCCGCCUUUAUGUUUGCCACUGGGUUUUGCAGAAAUCUAAAAAAAACUGUGAAUUUGGACAUUCAAGGUUUAGAAAGGAAAGUGACGAUAUGCAUCAAUGGACCAUUUAUGAUGUGCCAUAUAUGUAGUGCCUUUACCAAACAUUUUUGAUUGGCAUAGCAAAUUAUAUCAAGUUUUCAUUGAAUGUUAAAUGCAAAUAAAAUAAAGUACAGGUUACUAUUACAUACUAUUUGGGAAAAUAUAAGGUAUGUGUUUAAAUAUUACACUGCCAAGCAACUCAUGACUGGAUUGUUACUGAUUGUCAAAGACUAAAAUAUGUUGUUUUGAGGAAUAAAAGGGAUUUGAAUAAGGA
Messenger RNA from Triplophysa dalaica, 3136 nucleotides. RefSeq names its product schwannomin-interacting protein 1. Bases 554 to 1345 code for a protein of 263 amino acids. The transcript has 7 exons. Gene Ontology annotation, cellular component: plasma membrane; cell junction. The record is from RefSeq and is a predicted model, not a curated record. Lineage: Eukaryota; Metazoa; Chordata; Actinopteri; Cypriniformes; Nemacheilidae. Gene Ontology annotation, biological process: positive regulation of hippo signaling.